Messenger RNA from Cheilinus undulatus (humphead wrasse), 8191 nucleotides. RefSeq names its product myosin, light chain kinase a (gene mylka). The record is from RefSeq and is a predicted model, not a curated record. Lineage: Eukaryota; Metazoa; Chordata; Actinopteri; Labriformes; Labridae. Gene Ontology annotation, biological process: protein phosphorylation. The transcript has 35 exons. Bases 119 to 5245 code for a protein of 1708 amino acids. Gene Ontology annotation, molecular function: protein binding; ATP binding; protein kinase activity.
GAGGAGGAGGAGGUCUCUGUGAAAGCUCUGAUUAUUCAGGUGAAACCGUUUGAGCUGAGAACAAAACCUCCUCAGUCUGACUCUGGACUCAGAGAGAUCUGCUGCUGCACCGCGAAAGAUGAGUGAUGUCCGGCUGUCUGCAGCCUCCUCUCCCGUCUCCAAGGUGACAGCCCUGUCACCAGGAUGCAGUUCCCGUAGCAACGAACCUCCAGCCUUCAUCCUCCCUCCCCGUAACGCCCGGGUGACCCUGGGGGGAGACGCCCGCCUGGAGGGGAAGGUGCAUGGUCAUCCUGAACCCCAGGUCACAUGGUACAGAGAGGGGAAGGCUGUGAUUGGAGGAGAUCGUCAUGUUCUGGCUCAGAGUGGACGGGGGACCUUCAGCCUGGUGGUGCUCGGAGUCACAGAGGAAGACCUGGGCCGGUACACCUGUCAGGCAACCAAUCAGGCAGGGAGCAGACAGGUUACCGUGGAGAUCCUGCUAGAAGAGAACUCAGGGAAGAAAUACGGCCUCCCGUCCUCCAUCAGAACAGGGUGUCGCUCUACAGUCCCAGCGGUAGCAAACAGGCCGAGUAUUUGGAGUGAGAGUCCGCCAAAGUUUGUCACCAAACCAGGCAGAGUGCCCGCCAAACUGGGACAGACGGGGAAGUUCACCGCCAAGACCACAGGACGCCCUCAGCCCCAGGUCACAUGGUACAAGGGGGAGGCGGAGCUUCAGUUGUGUGGUCGUGUCUCUAUGUACGAGCGCUCUGGCCUCCACUUCCUCGAGAUUAAGGAAGUGAGAGCAGAGGACGCAGGAAGUUACACCUGCCUGGUUACUAACAGCGCUGGAUCUGCAUCAGCUUCAGCCAUGCUCAGUAUCCCAGACGUUCCAGCAAGCAGCUCCAGCUCGGUUCAAUCAGCAGAGAUCUCACAGCUCAGCAGCAGAGAGAACAGAGACCACACAGCUGCUCCCAGUACUCCCAGUGCUCCCAGCUCUCAGCCCCAGCAGCUAGAACCUACAGAGAUCAACACUGAGAGCGCACAGUCUCAGAGCGGCUGGAGGGUCAGACCUCCUGUACUGCCCCCUCCUGUGGCUGAGAGGAGAACUACAGCUGCUCAGGUCCAGUCACGCGGUUCUGUUCCAGUUCAAACCGGUUCAGACCAGAAAGCGGUGCUCGGCUCUGACAGCAGGAGGGCUGUAAAGAGGUCUGUGUCGGGGUCCACUCUACGGUUCGAGGCUGUUCCUUUGGACCAGGAGGCCACAGAGGGAGCUCAGGUCACAUUUACCUGCCAAGUGUCUUCAGCCAUCGUUGCCAAGGUAACAUGGCUGAAGGACGGCACCCCACUGAGGAUGGGACCAGGUCUUCAGCAGAGACAGGAUGGGACCCGUCUGACCCUGACCAUGGAGAGGGUGAGACGGGGGGGCGAGGGGACGUAUGGAUGUGAGCUGAUCACCGCUGAUGGACUCACUGUGACCUCAGCAACAUGGACGCUCAGAGUCAGCGGCUGCAGACGGCAGGCCCACGGGUCAGAGGUCACAGAGGCUCCACGUUUCGUACGCCGCCUUGCCGACCUGAAGGUGAUGGACGGCAGCAGAGUGGCCAUGACGGUGGAGCUGACGGGUCACCCCCCUCCAGACGUUGUGUGGCUCCAUGACGGACAGGAAGUGACAGAGUCUGAGGACUUCCACCUCCUUAGAGAGCAGAACCGCUGCACUUUGCUGAUCCAGGAGGUUUUCCCCGAGGAUAACGGGGUCUACAGCUGUCAGGCCUGGAACCAGUAUGGAGAGGACGCCACUCAGUGCCAGCUCACUGUGGAAGAGCCUCAGGACGGCGUCCAGCCCUGGUUCAUCACUAAACCCAAACCUGUGAGUGCCGUAGUUGGUCAGCAUGUCCUCCUGUCCUGUGCCAUUGCCGGGGACCCGUUCCCUCAGUACACCUGGACCAGAGCAGAACUGAGCCGACCUUUGACCUCUGGAGGAGACUACGAGCUGCUGCAGAAAGAGGACGUGGUGUCUCUGCUGAUCAGGAGAGUGAGGAAGCAUCACGCUGGAGAAUACCUGAUCACUCUGAGGAACACGGUGGGGGAGUGCAGCGCUGUGGCCAGUCUGUCAGUCACUGACGGAGAGACGGACAGGACGAGGGAACGAGGACGACCUGGAGACGACUACAGCUCCACAGCAGGAGGAAGAGGAGGAGGAGGAGGAGCCGGUGGGACCUUUGGGCUGAGAGGAGGAGCCAGAGGAGGAGGAGGAGGCGUGGAGCAGAGAAGCAGCAGGAGCAGCGUUGGUGUCAGUCGGCAGGAGGCCAACCAGGAGCAGAAGGAGAGCCAGCAGCUCCUGCACCUGCAGCAGGAGGAGGAGAAGAAGGAGGACCAGGACUCAACCGCCACUCCCCGAGGCCUCCUCAGACGCUGCGUGGACACCAGGGAGCGCAGAGAAGAGGAGCUGCGACAGAGGGAGGCGCAGCAGCUGGACUUCCGCUCCCUGCUGGGACGCCGAGCUUUCAACACCAAAACCAGCCAGGAAGAGGAGCAGAAGGAGGCCGGCCUCGCCGCCGAGCACUGCCUCCACAAGAUGGAUUUUAAAGCCAACCUGAAGAGCGUCAAACCCAAGACGGAGGAGAACAAGACCGCCUCCCCCGGACAGGUCGACUUCCGCUCCAUGCUGGGGAAGAAAGGCCCCGCCGGCAACGGAAACAAACCAGCAGAGUCACCUGCAAAGAACGCCGCAGACUUCCGCUCCGUCCUCUCCAACAAGAAGAAACCAGGAAGCCCCGAGAAGAAUGGCGAGGGUGGGAAGACGGAGGUGAAGAACUGUGUGGACGGCGGGAUUAAUGAGAAGAAGAGCGGAGGAGGAGGAGGAGGGAAGGCUCCAGAGUUUGUGGAGAAGCUAAGUGACGUGACGGUGCUGGACGGGCAGCGGCUCCGGCUACAGUGUCGCCUCGCUGCCGGGACCGAUGCUGCCGUCACCUGGACGCUGGAGGGAAAGGUCAUCAAGCCGUCCAAGUUCAUCAUCCUCGCCAACGAAGGCGGCCUGUGCUCUCUGACCAUAGACAAAGCUCUCCCUGAGGAUGAAGGAAAGUAUAAAUGCAGAGCAGAAACCUCGGCAGGGACGGCUGAAUGUUCCUGUACGGUUCUAGUCGACGACCCCACAGAAAACUCUCCGGCUGACAAGAAGUCGAAGAAGGCGACUCCGACCUCAGAGAGUGAAGCCAGAAUAAAGAAACCGACAGCAAAGACUCCUCCGAAACAAGCCCUCCCUCCUCAGAUUCUCCAGUUUCCAGAGGAUAUGAAGAUUUUAGCCGGAGAGAAGGUCGAGAUCCUCUGCAAGUUCUCUGGAGCUCCGCCCAUCAACUGUACCUGGCUCAAGUUCAGGAAACCAAUCCAGGAGGGUACGGCUGACAUCACCAUCGAGAGCAACGACAGCAGCUCCAAACUGACCAUCGGCAGCGGCCAGCAGGAGCACUGUGGCUGUUACACCAUCGAGCUGAGGAACAGCUACGGCCUCCGCCAGGCGGCGCUCAACCUCACCAUCGUCGACAAACCCGACCCCCCAGCGAAGAUCCCAGCACUCUCAGAUAUCCGGCGCUCCAGUCUGACCCUGUCCUGGUACGGGCCAACAUAUGACGGCGGCAGUGCCGUGCAGUCGUACAACCUGGAGAUCUGGGACUCAGUGGAGCCCACAUGGAAACACCUGGUGUCGUGUAACAGCACUUCCUACAACAUACAGAACCUUCUCCCAGAGCGUCAGUACAAGUUUCGGAUUCGAGCAGAGAACAUCUACGGAGUCGGAGAGCCGAGCGCCGAGUCUGAGGCGGUGACGGUCGGACUGGUGGACGACGAUAACCUGGACGAGGCCGAGGCAGAGGAGGAGGACGACGACUCAGAGAAGGAGCCAGACUACAGGGAAGUGAGCAUCAGGACAGACGUGAAGGUGAAGGAGCUCUACGAUGUGGAGGAGAGGCUGGGAACGGGGAAGUUCGGUCAGGUGUUCAAACUAGUGGAAAAAGCCACCAAGAAAGUUUGGGCGGGAAAAUUCAUCAAGGCGUACUCGGCGAAGGAGAAGGAGAACGUCCGGCAGGAGAUCGGCAUCAUGAACAGCCUCCACCACCCCAAACUGGUCCAGUGCAUCGACGCCUUCGAGGGCAAGUCUGACAUCGUCAUGGUGCUGGAAAUGAUCUCCGGCGGCGAGCUGUUUGAGCGGAUCAUCGACGAGGACUUUGAGCUGACGGAGAGAGAAGUCAUCAAAUACAUGCUGCAGAUCGUGGACGGGGUCGGCUUCAUCCACAAGCAGGGAAUCGUCCACCUGGACCUCAAACCUGAAAACAUCAUGUGUGUCAACAAGACGGGCAGCAAGAUCAAACUCAUCGACUUCGGACUGGCCAGGCGACUAGAGAACGCCGGCACUCUGAAGGUCUUGUUUGGCACCCCGGAGUUCGUGGCCCCUGAAGUGAUUAAUUAUGAAGCCAUCAGUUAUGAGACAGACAUGUGGAGUAUAGGAGUCAUCUGUUAUAUACUGCUGAGCGGUCUCUCUCCGUUUAUGGGCGAUAACGACAACGAGACCCUGUCGAACGUCACGUCGGCCACCUGGGACUUUGAGGACGAGGCGUUCGAUGAGAUCUCGGACACGGCCAAAGACUUCAUCACCAACCUGCUGAAGAAAGACAAGAAGGCUCGUCUGAGCUGUCCUCAGUGUUUCGAACACCCCUGGCUCAAACAGGACACCAACACCAUGAAGACCAAGAAACUGUCCAAAGAGAGGAUGAAGAAGUACAUCCUCAGGAGAAAGUGGCAGGUAAACAGAAAGGGACACCAAACUAGGUCCAUUCAUCGAUGGUUCAUUCUGAUGGCUGGAGUCAGCGCCAAGAAAGGCUGUUCUCCUCCAGAGGAUAAUCAGUUCCUGGAGUGUUUGGAGUACGAACAGAAGACGGAGUGUAAGCCAACAUUCAGCUCCGUUAUCAAAGACGUGGAGGUGGUGGAGGGCAGCGCCGCCCGCUUCGACUGUAAAAUCGAAGGUUACCCUGACCCUGAGGUGGUUUGGUACAAAGACGACCAGCCGAUCAAAGAGACCCGACACUUCCAGAUCGACUACGACGAGGAGGGGAACUGCAGCCUUGUCAUUUCAGAGGUUUCAGGGGACGAUGACGCCAAGUACAUGGUGAAGGCGGUGAACAGCCUCGGGGAGGCGACGUGCACUGCCGACCUUCUGGUGGAGGUGAUGGCUGGAGAGGAGGAGGAGGAGGAAGAGGAGGAGGAGGAAGAGUAAUGACUCACACAGGAGGAGGAGGGGCCUGUCACAGCUGAGCGGGAUAAACAGACCAAUAAUAUCAUAACGUGUUGUUACAGGAGGGGCGCGUGGGCGGGGUUUAUGGUCAUAAACAUCACAGUAUUGUAACGUGGCUGUAUUCAGAACGGUCUGCUACAUCCUCCAGCAGACGGCGGUAUCUUUGGACAGCAGCAUGUGGCGGUGGUUUGGCCGUCAAUCGUGGUUCUAGCAUCAGGAAGCUAACGGCUAACACAGCUGCCUUCAGCUUCUAGGAGGUAAAUUCACCACCAUGUGGUUCUCACCACUGCAGGGUUAAGCUAACACGGUUAAAGCGUCAUUCAGUCACAUGACGUCAUCCUGGUUAUCCUGCUCCAAUCAGACGUGCCUUCACAGUAAACGUCAGUAAAUCUGUCGCUGUCCACCGUUUCUAGCUCUGACUGGUUGGUGCUUUGCAUUAUGGGAAGGAGGGGGUAUGCUGCAGACUUUAUUGAACCAGUACGUUGUCCUGGUACUUUGGCGUGCUCCAGACCUCAUGUUGUUUUCAGACUGCUGAGUCAGUGAGCAUGUAGACGACGGUUUCGAGUACAGCCAUGGUCUCAGACUCUCCGAUCAUCAUCUUAUUCCUGUAUGAUUUAUUUAUUCAGCACCAGGCUGGAAUAAACCCCGCCCACAUGACACGCCCCGCCUUCCCCGGGUUAGCGUCUCUUCAUCAGCAGGUUCCCUCUCAAAGAUGAAGGACUGAAACGAUCGUUUAGAGUCCUGGUUCCGAGACUGAAGAGUCUUAAAGUAAAGAUGUUAUUUUAGAUGAAUGAACACGUUUCACCGAAACAGAACAGCUCAUGUUUUUCACUUUCAUUUAAACUCGUUUUAAUCAGGUUCCUUUCACUGAGAUCAGAAAAUCAGAUCUGCUGACUCAGAGGAGCGGGGUCUACUCAGAGGUCUCCUUCUUACCUCCACCAUUCAGUAAAUAGAGACUGCAGAAAUAUCAGAGGAUCAUGGGAGCUGUAGUUGAUGAUUUUCUGUAAAUAAGAACUGAUAUUUCUCUAGAAGCAUCCUGAUAGAAGAAGAAUUAAAAAGCUUUAGCUGUCAAGCUUCAGUUCAAAUAAAGGUUAGUCUGUCAGAGGAACUGUCUGAUGAAGAGUGGCUGCUACGCCCCGUCACCAAAGGCUCAUGGGAACUGAAGUCUACGUAUGGAAGAGCGUGGGCCUUAAAUCACAACACGUGUCUGUUUCAGCGUUAGAGCGGCUCUCUGUGGAGGUUCAGGAGAGGAAGAGGAGGGAUGGAUGAAGGAUGAAGAUGGUCACCCAGGUCUGAAACCGCAGAGUUUGGUCACACAGCACGAGCUCAGAACCAAAAAACUUUAAUGACAACAAAGCAUUAACAUUUUUAAAAAAAAAUCUGAUACAAGGGCUUUUAUUCUGAAUGUGAAGAAGUGAAAGUUUAGAGUUUUUUAUUCACGGAGCUUUGACCGCGGCGAGCAACCUUUUUACUGUCCAGCUCAGCAGAUCGACCUAAACAGGAAGUCAGACACAGGAACAGCAGUAGUAUCCAGUUAUUUUCAAAAUAAAAGACCAACAGCAUGUCAGCAUUUCAUCUAAAACAGGAAGUGAAUGACGCAGACGUGAAUCCUGAGCUAAGAACAGACGUUUUAUUUAGACUCAGAGACGUAAAGGUGAGGAUAAAAAGACUAAAGUGUCAGAUAAAGAUAUAAAACAUAUUUAGAAUAAAUGAAAAGAACAGCAGCACAGAGCUCUGAUCACUGCCGCCAUCACCCCAUCACACUAACAGGAAGUGACCACGGCUUAAAGACCCUGUAAAGUGAAAAUUAAUCUGUGUUUUGGUUUGUUGUAUGACAGAUCACUGUGUUAUGAACCCUAACUAAAACAUCUAUAAGUUUAUAAAUUAAGCUUCAAAAUCAUGAAAAAUGAGGCAGUAAAAUCAGCAUGGUGGAAGGUAUAAACCAGGAGUCCCUCAGGGCUCUGUGUUUGGUCCUUUAUUAUUAUUGGCUGUAUAAAGUCACCUUGUAUGCAGACGAUGUGGUUGUGUUUUCAUGCUGGAGUUCAAUCAGAGCGAGAACAGCUGCGGCGUUUGGUGAGUAAGGCUUCGCUGUUUCAUCAGUCGAUGAGUUUGUGCGGUUUUUACUCGCUGCUUUGAUCCUCUGGGACGGUAAACUUUAACGUGACCAAACUCUGCGAGUUCACGGCCGACCGUGAGGGAAUAAGAAAGACAUCAGUGUUUUAUAAAUCUGCUCUCGUCUCUGCCCGUCUGAUGUGCUCAGCUCUUUGUUUCUUUUCUGCCCUUCACGUUUUCUUCUUCCUGUUUAGUUUUGUGACUUUGACGGCGGUUUAACCAUCCAGUCAUCUUUGAGCCAACGUCACCCGUGCCUUAACCUGCUCGCCUUAACGCCACACGGGUGAUGUUUUUCUACGGCAGUCGUGUUUUUGAAGUACUCACACCAACUUUGGUCGCUACGGCGAGUCUCUGUUCAAGUCGUUUCUUUUGUUUUGUCACAUUCCAGCCGUUUGUUUGAACUCAUUUAUCGACCGUUUUUAGGAAAACCAAAGAGAGACGUCACAGGUGUGUGUGUGUGUGUGUGUGUUCCUUACCUGCCGCUGCGUGUGUGUGUUUGUUUUUCAGAAGGUUUUAUUUUAUUUAAUGCACAGAUUUAUGGUAUUAAUAUUAUCAAUAUGAGCAUCUGUCUUCAUGGAGAGCCAGCACUUCCUCUGUCACCUUCAUCAUCAUCAUCGUCAUCAUCAUUAUUAUUAUUCUGACUAUUAUUAUUAUGACCCCAUACUACGGCAGUGAGUCACUCUGAUUUGUUUUGUAUUAGGUGUAUGUAGAUGAUGUUUUUAUAAAUAUAUCUGAGUGUGAAGCGCUGCAGAGGACAUGUACGAGACACUACGACUGUAGUUACUCACAGAUUCAAUAAAUCCAUCACAAAAACAA